UCUUGCUUGAUCUGUUAAGCGGUGAGGUCGACGUGGAGCUGCGUUGCGCUGUUGUUGUUAAUUGCCAAAGAAAAUACGAAAUUGUUCGCUUUGAGAUCGGAGAUCUCUCCGUUAUUUUGGGCCUCUCUUUCGAUAAGUUAAAGUCGGAAGGCCAGAAUCGGUUGAAUAUAUAUUUUUGUUGCAUUUUUUUGCUGUGCUGUGCGGUUUAUCGUCAAGAUCGGUGUUUGUCAAUUCGAAAAGAGUGCUGUGCGCCUGACAAAAUGCAAUUUAAAAGCAUUUAAGAAACGCCAAACGAAGAAUAAAUAAUAAACGGAAAACACAGAAACGGGUUCGUGUUCAGCUUUGUUCCGCAGCUUGUCUUGGAUUUUGUGAGUGAGUGGGGGACGGCGUCGAAGAAUUCCGAGCGAUGGGAAUCCAAGGCUGAUAACACUUUAAUGUAAACAUACAAACAUCCCUUAUGUGCUUAGCUGUGUGUACAUAAUAUGCAUAUUCGUGAGGCGGCGAAGAAAAGUGAGGAGAGGGCGCGAUCCGAACAUCCCAACGAGGGGGAGCGCUAUCUCUGAUAUCUGUGCCAUCAUCACUGCCAACUGUUAAGCAGGGGCUUACGCACACUCGAGGUUAACUAGAAUGGACAAGGACAUGGCUAUGGGACUGGGGCUGGACCUGGAACAAGACAUGUUGAUGGAUGCCCCAAUAACAACGCAGUCCAUCUACCCGCACUCGGCGACAUUAUUUGCGGCAAUUAGUGCCUGUGUCUUUGUGACAAUCGGCGUUCUCGGCAACCUGAUCACCCUGUUGGCGCUGCUCAAGAGCCCCACGAUACGGGAACACGCCACGACCGCCUUCGUCAUCUCGCUGAGCAUCUCCGACCUGCUCUUCUGCUCCUUCAGUCUGCCGCUGACGGCGGUGCGAUUCUUCCAGGAGAGCUGGACCUUUGGUACCACGUUGUGCAAGAUUUUUCCGGUAAUCUUUUACGGCAAUGUGGCCGUUUCCCUCCUCAGUAUGGUGGGCAUCACGCUGAACAGAUAUAUACUCAUAGCAUGCCAUAGCCGCUACUCGCAGAUAUACAAGCCCAAGUUCAUAACCCUGCAGCUGCUGUUCGUGUGGGCCGUGUCCUUUCUCUUGCUGCUGCCACCCAUUCUGGGCAUCUGGGGCGAGAUGGGUCUCGACGAGGCUACCUUCUCAUGCACGAUACUCAAGAAGGAGGGAAGAUCGAUCAAGAAGACGCUGUUCCUGCUCGGUUUCCUGCUGCCUUGCUUGGUGAUCAUUGUGUCGUACUCCUGCAUCUACAUCACGGUGCUGCAUCAGAAGAAGAAGAUACGCAACCACGACAACUUCCAGAUCGGUGCGAAUGCGGCGGGCAAGGGCUCUUCCGCCGGCGGAUCCUACAUGACCACCACGUGCACGCGAAAGGCGCGCGAGGAUAACCGCCUGACCGUGAUGAUGGUCACCAUUUUCUUGUGCUUCCUCAUCUGCUUCCUGCCGCUAAUGCUCGCCAAUGUGGUGGACGACGAGCGCAAGACCUCGUACCCCUGGCUGCACAUCAUCGCUUCGGUGAUGGCCUGGGCCUCCAGCGUUAUCAAUCCGAUCAUCUAUGCAGCCAGCAAUCGCAACUACAGAGUGGCAUAUUACAAGAUCUUUGCGCUGCUUAAGUUCUGGGGCGAGCCAUUGUCGCCCAUGCCAAGUAGAAACUAUCACCAAAGCAAGAACUCAAAGGAGCUGUCGGGCGUCAUCCGCAGCACGCCGCUUUUCCACGCAGUGCAGAAGAAUAGUAUUAACCAAAUGUGCCAAACUUAUUCAGUAUGAUCGAGAUCGCAAUCGAGUCUUUGUAUUAAUUAUCUAUCUAUUACUUCUUAAUUUAUAAAUUUACAAACGAUGUACGGCAGUGCUUACAUCAAAGACAAUCGAAUUAAAUAUAUUUACGUAGUCCAAUUGAGAA
Molecule: messenger RNA, 1939 nt
Organism: Drosophila ficusphila
Lineage: Eukaryota; Metazoa; Arthropoda; Insecta; Diptera; Drosophilidae
Gene: Tre1
Product: protein trapped in endoderm-1
Exons: 8
Coding region: 628-1806 (392 amino acids)
Biological process (GO): G protein-coupled receptor signaling pathway
Cellular component (GO): membrane
Molecular function (GO): G protein-coupled receptor activity
Source: RefSeq, a predicted model, not a curated record